Molecule: messenger RNA, 1744 nt
Organism: Pseudogymnoascus verrucosus
Lineage: Eukaryota; Fungi; Ascomycota; Leotiomycetes; Thelebolales; Thelebolaceae
Exons: 4
Coding region: 117-1481 (454 amino acids)
Biological process (GO): microautophagy; vacuole fusion, non-autophagic; vacuolar transport
Cellular component (GO): vacuolar transporter chaperone complex; fungal-type vacuole membrane
Source: RefSeq, a predicted model, not a curated record
GAAUAACUUCAGCAUCCUCUAUUUCUCUCUCCUUUUACCUUCUUCUUCCUCCUCCGUCCUAAUUUUACUGCUCGACCACCACCACAACCACUGCUGCUUCUACUACAGCUGCAUCAAUGAAGUAUGGCCAAGCUCUUUACGAGCGCAGCGUCCCUCAAUGGGCGCCUUAUAACAUCGACUACAACGAGCUAAAGUCUCUCAUCCGCACGCACACCACCCCGCCCCCAGGCUCGUCGCACUCCAACACCAGCCAGCCCGUCGCGAUACCCGGCCAGGCCGACGAGGCACUGUCAUGCUUCGAGGCACGCUUUGCGAGGGAGCUGGGGGCGCAGCAUGCGAGGGUUGAUUUGUUCGUGAGGAGCAAGGCGGAUGAGUUUCACAGGCGAUUGAGUGACUACGAACAGAAACUGAUCCGACUUAUUGCUCGUGGAGACCCGGAGAGUGGAGGGAUAAUGACGGCGAGGAGGAGGGAAAGACUCGCGAGAUUGGAGACGAGAGUUUUACGCUGCACAGACGACAUCCGCAACCUCGACCGCUUCAUCCAAGCCCAACGCAUCGGCUUCCAAAAGAUCCUCAAAAAAUACCGCAAAUGGACCGGCUCCCCCACCCUCCCCCGCCUCACCGACCCCUUCCUCUCCCCCACAACAUCCUUCACCCACCUCUCCCUCCUCCCCCUCCUAACCGCCUUCACCGACCUCAGCACCCGCAUCGCCGCCUUCUCCCCUCCCCCAUCCUCGACAAGCACGCCCCUCACCCUCUCCCGCCGCUCCUCGCAACCCCUCCCCCACUCCCCCGUCGCAGCGCGCAAUAAAGCCGUCCAAACAGCCGCAUACUGGAACGAAUACGACUACCCCAGCGACGGCGGCGGCGCCGAAGAACCAUACACCAUCGCCUUCGACGCCACCGCCGACGACAGCGCUUUCCCAGGCCAACAACGCAUGGCCAAGGCUCUUGCCUACAUCGGCGAAAAAACAGCCGUGCUGGGGUGGUUCCGUCCCACCUCCUCGGGGGGGGAAUCUUCUUCCAAGGGAGAACGCCGCGCUUUACUCGGUAGCAGCGGCCGUACCUCUGAUCUGGAGACGGGAGAAGAGGAGGACUUCGAAGAUUACGACGCUGAGGGUUUUCCACUCGGUUAUGAGACGCAUUACGCUACGUUCCCGUCGAUCGCUACGCAGCGACUUACUGCGCAGAGGAGUAGACUGCUCUUGCUCGCGCUGGUGGCGUGUUAUACUUCUUCCUCGCUGCUGAUGGGGAUUAGCGGCAUCUUGGUUGCGACUGGACGCAACAGGUUGAGAGCUGAAGUCGACGCAGGGGUGAUUGCUGGUGUGGUGGCUGCCCUCGGGUUCGUGGGCGUGGGUGUUAGAGUCGGUGCUUUGAGAUGGGAGGAAGCAGGUGUGUGGGAGAAAGUCGGAGUUGUCGUCGGGUUCGUGGCCGGGUGUAUGGUGGGAGGCGGGUUGUUGGUAGGUGUUAUGGGCGGCUGAUGAUACCUGCCGUACCAGAGACGAUUUUGAUAUCUUGGAGUUUUGCGAGGGGGGUUUGUUUUUUUGGGUAGCGGACAGCGUCAGGAUGUGGGAAAGGGGGGGGAGGGAAUUUUUGGUGUCUUUUUUAGAGGACGUACAAGAUGGGAGGGAUGUACAUACGCCACGAUACGAUGAUGAUAUAUAUAGGGAAGCCACACCGCUACUGGGCGUUUUUUUUUGUUGGAUAUUUGAGUUUUUUUAGCGCUGCGAGGAGGAGGAGGGUG